AAUGUCAUUAAAUGAGGGAUAUCACAAUAAAAUUGAGCCCGGUGCCGGUAGUGCUGGAGAUGAUCAAGCCUCGGGAUCUGGCACCGCCAGGAGCAGUGCAGCCGGCGAUGCUCCUACUUCCAGCAAGGAACUGCAUCAACAGAUUCUCAAUGAGACGACAUAUUUGAAGCCCUCGAAGCAAGCCUAUUUCAGUGAUGAAAAAGUGCUUAUACCUGACGAUGAACGCACAAAUAUCGGUUUCAGUUUUCGCAAGCUGUGGGCCUUCACGGGCCCCGGUUUUCUCAUGUCCAUUGCGUAUCUAGAUCCGGGCAAUAUUGAAUCCGAUUUGCAAUCUGGUGCAGCAGCCAAAUACAAAAUUCUUUGGGUACUCUUGUGGGCCACGGUUUUGGGUCUGCUCAUGCAACGCUUGGCUGCAAGAUUGGGCGUCGUGACGGGCCUGCAUCUGGCGGAGAUGUGCUAUCGUCAGUACAAACGUUUGCCACGUUGGAUACUCUGGAUAAUGAUUGAGAUUGCCAUCAUUGGCUCUGACAUGCAGGAGGUAAUUGGUACUGCCAUUGCCAUAUAUCUACUAUCCAACAAAGCUGUGCCUUUGUGGGGUGGUGUAUUGAUCACCAUCUUUGAUACAUUUACGUUCCUAUUUCUGGAUAAGUAUGGAUUACGUAAGCUGGAGUUCCUAUUUGGUUUCUUAAUCACUGUUAUGGCUGUCACGUUCGGCUAUCAGUACAUUGUCUCAGCUCCCAACCAAGGCGAAGUUAUGGAAGGCAUGUUUAUACCUUGGUGCUCCAAUUGCAAUUCGGAUGUAUUGUUGCAAGCUGUGGGCGUGGUUGGUGCUGUUAUCAUGCCACACAAUCUGUAUUUGCACUCUGCUUUGGUUAAGUCCCGCGAUGUAGAUCGUCGCCAGCCAAAGAAAGUAAGCGAAGCGAACUUCUAUUUCUUUAUUGAGGCGUCCAUUGCGCUGUUUGUUUCCUUUAUCAUCAAUUUGUUUGUUGUUGCCGUGUUUGCCCAUGGCAUGUAUGGAAAGACCAAUCGGGAUGUCCUCGAUGUGUGCGCGAAUAAGUCCAUGUACGAGGAUGCGAAGAUGUCAUUUACUGACAAACAUAAUCUAACCGAUAUCAUCAAUGCGGAUCUAUAUAAGGGCGGUCUGUUUCUUGGUUGCACAUUUGGAGCGGCUGCCAUGUAUAUUUGGGGUGUGGGCAUCUUGGCUGCUGGCCAAAGCUCCACAAUGACGGGCACGUAUGCGGGCCAGUUCUCAAUGGAGGGUUUCCUCAAUCUGCAGUGGCCACGCUGGUGUCGCGUGCUGGUCACGCGCUGCAUUGCCAUCAUACCCACAUUCUGCCUGGCCAUGUUCAGCCAAAUGGAAGAUCUAACCAAUAUGAAUGACAUUCUGAAUGCUGUCAUGUCACUGCAGUUGCCAUUUGCAGCUAUACCUACCAUAGCAUUCACCUCAAGCGCAGCCAUUAUGGGCGAGUUUGUCAAUGGAAUCGGCAACAAGAUCGUUUCCAUAUUGCUUACCAUUCUGGUUAUUGGUGUUAAUUUGUAUUUUGUGGUCGCUCAAGUGGAAACACUGAGCAUUAAAGGCGGCAUGUUGGCUCUCGUCUGCAUAUUCGCUGCUUUAUACUUACUUUUUAAUUUAUAUCUUGUGAUACACAUGGCCGCCUGCAUGGGCAAUAAGCGUCUGAUGAACAGUCGAUGGGUGCAACGUUAUGUGUUACCAAGUCAGAAUAGCUUUUCGAUAAAGAACGCAAACUCAACGUAUGCCAGUGAUGUUACCUUAGUUGUAGGCGAUAAAACUAACACUGCCAAAGGUCUCGACACUGUUUCGGAAAAGGUUGCUCAGUGAUUCUAGUUGAAUCAUUAGCUUAUUCAUUUACCUAGUUCAUACAGGAGACCACCAUAUUUGUGAUAUUAACCAUAAAUCACUAACAAUUAUAUAUAUAUUUGUACAAUAAUAACUGUAGAGUUCAUAAGAAUUUAAAACCCCCAUUUAAGCUGCAUGGCUUUUGAGGAUUUAAUUUCAUAUCUUUUAAAAGUAUCUAUUAGUUUCUGGUAAGUCUUAGCUUUGUUGAUAUUGUAGACUCUUAAUGGCAUAUGGCUUAAUGGCUUUAUUCAAUAAAUAAACUUUGCAUUUAUUAGUAAUAAUUUAUUAAAUUGGAAAGUGUUUCUUUUUAAUUUAUCAUUCGAAGAAUAAGAUAGUUUUUAAGUGGAUUCUAAGCAUACCUUGCGGAUGCGGAUACUAAGCUUGUGAAUUAAAUGGAUUUAACUGUGCUGAUGAUGGAAAUGCUGGAAAUUAUAGUUCUUAAAUAAAGGUUAUAUGUUGGCACCGGGAAUACAACGUUACUGGACACUCUGUUGCAUUUUACUUUGGCAUAACAAUAUAAUCAUCCAUUGAGUUUCUUCAUUUGGUGUGGCUAAUCCAAACACAAAACAUCUUUAAAGUGAAUAAUAUUCUACAUGCUGUUUUUUAUAUUUUUUGUAUUAUAAAUUCUCUUUUAUUAUAUGUUUGUGCGACUACUCUACUCUGUGUAUCUAAUGACAUAAUACACAUACUCUCACACACGCUAAA
Drosophila innubila is the source of this 2563-nucleotide messenger RNA. RefSeq names its product protein Malvolio (gene Mvl). The transcript has 11 exons. Gene Ontology annotation, biological process: manganese ion homeostasis; metal ion transport; response to manganese ion. The record is from RefSeq and is a predicted model, not a curated record. Gene Ontology annotation, molecular function: manganese ion transmembrane transporter activity; cadmium ion transmembrane transporter activity; iron ion transmembrane transporter activity. Lineage: Eukaryota; Metazoa; Arthropoda; Insecta; Diptera; Drosophilidae. Gene Ontology annotation, cellular component: apical plasma membrane. Bases 2 to 1840 code for a protein of 612 amino acids.